AUGGUUGUGGUCGACCAUGAAGACGCCGACGGGUCACCGAAAGAGGGCUCGAAGGGGUCGAAACGCAAGUCGAAACGCGAGUCGCGACCAAGAUCAGCCGAUGAUGAUGCUGUCAUGGUUGAUGCAGAGCAGGCGCGUGGUGCCCCGGAUGUGGACUUGGGCGCUAUGGAUCCACCAAAGGAACGUCGCCUGAAGCGGUCCAGCACAGCUCCCAAAAAGCAAGAGGUCGGUGGUCUCAUGGGUCUGUUUGGCUCCCUCCGAAAAAAUACACGUCCUGAUCCGCCCGAAAGGCGAAAGUCUCGAUCAAAUCGCGAUGGCGCCUUGACCGAGCCAGAACGUGAUGAGCGGCGUGUCCGACGCGACGAACGCCGCCGCCCAUCAGUGCGGGCUGAUACUGAUGCUGAAGGAUUCACCACAGAUAUAGCCGGGGCCGCCGCUGGUGAAACGGAAGCCGAAGAUCCGGAAGUCCGCAAAGCUGCUCGAAGAGCCAAGCGAUCCUCUCGCCAGGCUCCGUCCGACUCUCGCGAAAUGGAAGCUCGAGAAGCAGAAGAACGACGUGCGAAGCGGAAAGAAAAAGAGCUAGCACGUCAGGCUCGCGAACAAGCCGCUCGCGAGGAAGAGGAAGCUCGACUCCUUGCUGAGAAACAAGCCCGCCGCGCAGCCCGCGAAGAGCGUCGCGCCAAAGAAGAGCAAGCCGCCCGCGAAGCCGAAGCAGCAGCUGAAGCCAAGGCCGCCGAACGUCGCGAGCGCCGUCGUCUCCAUGAAGAAGAAAUGGCCGCUAAGGAGAUGGCCGCCAAGGCCAAACGCCGCCGCUCGCGCGUUGACGAACCUCCUCCUGAAGUUUACCCCGACGAGGCUGAUGAUCGCCGCCGUGGCUCUCGCACAGCAGACGACAAAGACCGUCGCCGCCGCUCGAAGGCUACCCCACAGGAACGCACCCGCGCACCCCUCAUGACUGGUGGCCUCAACCAUGGGAACACAGGCGGGCCGAAGAAAGACAAGAUCUCCUCUUGGGUUUAUAGCCAAUCUGACGACCCGCCGGAUCCUCCUCCCUUUGUGGAAACAGUCAUUGACAUGCCUCCCGCUGCUGCCGCCGCCGCAGACCAAGUCAACGCUCACUCUCUCUCCUCGGACGAGGAAGCCCGUCGCGCCGUCCGCCGUCGAGCCCGCCGUCGCGCCAAGUACGGCGACAUACCAGACGAAGAAAUCGAAGAACUUCGGUCUCGUCGCCAGAGUCGCGUGAAGAGCAGCUCCGGUAGUGGUGACUAUGAGCGUGAUCGCGGCAUGCGGUCUCAAGGGAGUCGACAUGGAGCGCCGCCUAGCUCUGGGGCUAAGAAAUCGAGUUGGUUCAAGAAAAUUUUUUAA
This is a messenger RNA of Penicillium maclennaniae, 1365 nucleotides long. RefSeq lists its product as uncharacterized. The record is from RefSeq and is a predicted model, not a curated record. Lineage: Eukaryota; Fungi; Ascomycota; Eurotiomycetes; Eurotiales; Aspergillaceae. Bases 1 to 1365 code for a protein of 454 amino acids. The transcript is spliced from 2 exons.